AUUUAUGCAGAGCCGCUUAUGCAAGCUUGCAUAAAUACACGCGACAUUCUUCAAGCAAGCUUGUUCGGCUUAAAUUCAACAUCUUCAAUCCGCAAUUGAACGUCCUGCGUAUCGCCAAUUGAGCUAUGGCUGCGAGAAUGUUCCUGCGGCAGCGCGCUGCGCCCGUAGCUACUGGUGCCCUCAUCGCAGGUAUAGCUCUUUUCCCCAAGACCUCUCUCCAAGCAGAAGCUCCCGACUCAAGAAAACCCAUCUACGAUGACUUUGAGAGCACGCCAACCCCUCCUACCCCAACCCUCCCAUCCUCCGAACCAACCCGCACACCCACAAAAUCAACAUCACCAACACCCACCGACCGUCUCGCCGUCCAGAUCGGCAAGACAAGACUCUUCUUACAGGCUCACGUCGCAGCCGCCGAGGAAAAAGUAAACCAAUUCAUGGACUCCGCUCUCCACCUGGAAGAAAGCUUCACGAGCACAAUCGCCUCUUUAGCACCAUCCCCUCAAUCGGGCGAAAAACUGAUGCCAGGCUCCCUGUACGUGCUCGUCGCGGCCAUGACAGGUAGCAUUGUAUCCCGCAACCGGAAUAUAUUCCUGCGGGCGACGGUGCCGGUUGCGGUUGGGAUUGGGGCCGGGUGGGUCGUGUUGCCGGUCACGAUGCGGAAUGUUUCUGAUUUGAUUUGGAAAUAUGAGCAGAGGUUUCCGGCGGUGGCGGAUGGGCAUGUUAGGGCGAGGGAGGGGGUGGAGAGGGCGUGGAGGAUGGCGAGGAUUCAUACGCAGCAGGUGGUUAAUGUUGUGGAUGAGAAGGUUGGUGCUGCGAGGGGUGGGGUGGAGGAUUGGGUUAAGAAGGGGAAAUAAAGUAGAGUUUGGGGUGGGAGUGUACAACAAAUAGAGUUCCGUUUGCAUUGCGUCCCUAGUUGGGAGUCGACUUGGGCUUGACAUGCGGAUUGAUUGUUUUAUUACCACUAAAGCGACCAUUGGGUAUGGGUCUGUUUGUUCCCUAUUUCUCUCUUGCUUCGCUGAGAGUUAUGAUCUGUUCUUGCGAGAAGCAAAACCAGCUCGUAACUGUCCGGCCUCACUCACAACUGUCCCUUCCAGUCUAGUGAUUUUCCUUGAAAAGAUCAGCUGGUAUGGAACUUGGAUCUUCAUCACGGUCGAACCAGAUUCGGGAUA
Mollisia scopiformis is the source of this 1169-nucleotide messenger RNA. RefSeq names its product mitochondrial protein-like protein. Bases 126 to 854 code for a protein of 242 amino acids. The record is from RefSeq and is a predicted model, not a curated record. Gene Ontology annotation, cellular component: MICOS complex; mitochondrial crista junction. The transcript is spliced from 3 exons. Gene Ontology annotation, biological process: cristae formation. NCBI's taxonomy places the organism in Eukaryota, Fungi, Ascomycota, Leotiomycetes, Helotiales, Mollisiaceae.